Messenger RNA from Dermacentor albipictus, 540 nucleotides. RefSeq lists its product as uncharacterized. Lineage: Eukaryota; Metazoa; Arthropoda; Arachnida; Ixodida; Ixodidae. The record is from RefSeq and is a predicted model, not a curated record.
AUGGUGAGUAAGGUCUGCCCUGAUAAGGCAGUCAAGUCGUCACGCGCUGCGUACUUGCGCGAUGUAACAACGGGUAUCAAGCAGCCGUCGGGAAAAGGACAGCGGCUGAUCGUAACUCAGGUUGGUAGUGAGGAUGGAUUUGCUGAUGGCUUUCUUUAUGUGUUCCUGAGAAAGAAAACAGGUGACUACCAUGACGAAAUAGAAGGCAACCGUUUCGAGACGUGGUUCAGCUCGGUCGUCAAUAGGCUGCCACCGCGAAGCGUCAUUGUCAAUGACAAUCCGUCCUACCACUCCAGGCGCGUGGAGGAAAUCCCGUUGCUGUCACGGCGGAAGGCAGCGAUCCAAGAGUGCGUGGCCUCAAAGGCGACCCCGCGCCAUUCCACCAUGACCAAGAAGCAGCUGCUUCACACUAAGGCCACCGUCAAGACUAAAUUUAGAAAGCACCAGAUUCAUGCGGCUCCUGAGAGUGCUGGCUUUGUUGUCCUCAGGCUCCCUCCUUGUUGUCCUCAGGCUCCCUCCAUUGUGAGUUUUACCCCAUAG